This is a messenger RNA of Penicillium verhagenii, 657 nucleotides long. RefSeq names its product Mic19 family protein. NCBI's taxonomy places the organism in Eukaryota, Fungi, Ascomycota, Eurotiomycetes, Eurotiales, Aspergillaceae. The record is from RefSeq and is a predicted model, not a curated record. The transcript has 3 exons. The coding region runs from base 1 to 657 and encodes 218 amino acids.
AUGGGUGCUGGUAGUUCUAAGCCCGAGGCUGCGGGUGACUCCAAGCAUGUCUUCUCCAGCGCCUCCCCCAUCCAAUUCUCCUCCAACCUAGUUGAGGCCCUCCAGGGCAGCUCCGAGACCGACUCCUCCCGCAGCAAGGCCGUCGAGCUCGAAAUCCAAAACCGCGUCGCAGCCGAACUCAAGCGCCUCCACGACCGCGAAAAGCAAACCCUCGCCGAGAUCGAAAAGCGCAUCUCCGAGUCCAAAGACACCGGCGCGCCCCUCCCCAUCACCGCCGCCACCGGCCCCGUCGCACACAGCAAGGGCGUCCCAGUCGGCUCAUUGAACCUCGAUGCCCCCCGUAUUCCGUUCGCGGGCCGCGAGCACGACGCCGUGCCUGUGAUCGCUGCGCCGGUCGAGCAGCAGCAGACACCCGUUGCGAACCGCGAGAUCUCGCGGGACUCAGUCAAUGCUGAGAUUGAGUUGCUGCGGAGCAAGUUGGAUGGACGACGGAAGCUGCUGGAUCUCGACGAGGGUGUUGAGAAGGCUAAGGCUGAUGUUGUUGGUUGUUUGCGAUUGAAUGAUCGCCGGCCAUUGAAUUGCUGGAAGGAGGUUGAGGCUUUUAAGAAGGAGGUUGCCAAGAUGGAGACUGCUUUUGUGGAUCGGAUUGUGGGUUAG